Molecule: messenger RNA, 1326 nt
Organism: Stegodyphus dumicola
Lineage: Eukaryota; Metazoa; Arthropoda; Arachnida; Araneae; Eresidae
Product: roundabout homolog 1-like
Biological process (GO): cell-cell adhesion
Molecular function (GO): protein binding
Source: RefSeq, a predicted model, not a curated record
UAUAUAUAAAUUAUUAAUUUUUAAUUAUGUGUUUGGCCGUGCAGGAGUUCUCUACCAUGAGCUUCAUCCUGAGCCUUUAGCUCAAGAAAAAGUCAGAUAUGACAAUGUGAUGCAAAACAUAAAAACAGAGCAGCAUUCUCCUGUAUCCAGUAUUCCUGAUGAUGUAGAUUAUGCUCCUGGUCAUUGUGCAGCUCCUUCGUGGACUAGUGUAACGGACAGGAGCAGUAACUCUAGUGCACGCUCAAGUGUAGCUAGUUCCUCUGAAGGAUCAGUGUACACUGAUUCUGAUUUUGCCAAUGUUGUAGCAAGAGCUGCACAAAAUGCUGGUUUCCACCUGUUCAGACCAAUGUCAUCACCUAAUCAACCGUCCAAUUUAGAAAUGGCACAUACAUCAUCUCUUCUAAGUCCUGUACAUAACUGUUGAUUGUCUAGUUGGAAAUGAUAUUGGCUGGAGCAGCCCCAUUUAGUCUUUUCUGUGAAACUGUGUGAAAAAAUUAUGGACAUUUGAUAAUUACUGUCUUCUAACCUGCAGUAUUUUUACUCUCCAAGUUCAGUGAUAAUUAUAAAGGAAUACUUAGAAAAAAUUUUCAAUGUGAUUAAUUAUUACAUUUGUAUUAACAUUGUAAUAUUAACUUGGCAAUAUAAAUUAGAAAUAGCCAGCAUAGUACUUGAAGAAUAUUAGACCUUUUUUAUGUAUGAAGAAUGAUGUUUUCAUCAUCUGAUGUUUUAUGUGAUAGCUGUGAUUAGAUCUUAUUGUAACAUUUUUAAUGCAAACAUAAUUUGAUUAUAAUUUUUAUUGCAUUUUAUGAAUUCUAAGAAUGUUUAAAUUCUUUAAUCAGGUGAUGAAUAUUUGAACUAUUCUUAAUCAAAUUGUUUAAUAUUUCACUCAAUGCUGUGGGUUUCUGUUUCUGAUGCUUGUGGCUAAACUAAAUGGGUGCCAACCAAGCUUGCUGCUGCUGCAUAAAAUCAUGCCAUAUUUUGAGUCAUGUAAAUGUAAGAAUUAUGUAUAUAAAAUGUAAUUUAUUUUUGUAAGUAAUUGUACAGAAGUUUUAUAAAUUCUUUUUUUUUUUUUUGAAACUGAAAAUGUCGUUUCUAAUUAUUGUUCAUAUGUUUAUACUUUUAAUAUAUGUAAAUAUGCUUUGAGCUAAUAAUAAACAUUCUUGAGGAGACAUGUAAAAACAAACUUAUCUGGACAUUCAGUCAGUCAAAUUAUAAAUGUAUAUUAAGUACCUCUGUACCUGAUUAUAAGGGCAUAUUUACGUAUAUAAAGUCCUACCUGAUUAAUAAGGACUUCAUUAUAUUUCUGAAAUAAAUGCUUUAAAUACA